Molecule: messenger RNA, 669 nt
Organism: Ixodes scapularis (black-legged tick)
Lineage: Eukaryota; Metazoa; Arthropoda; Arachnida; Ixodida; Ixodidae
Gene: Pcd
Product: pterin-4-alpha-carbinolamine dehydratase
Exons: 3
Coding region: 90-485 (131 amino acids)
Biological process (GO): tetrahydrobiopterin biosynthetic process
Molecular function (GO): 4-alpha-hydroxytetrahydrobiopterin dehydratase activity
Source: RefSeq, a predicted model, not a curated record
GUCGAUUUCGCCGCUUCGGCCGCUCCUCUUUUUUGAGAGAAGGUCGUGCCUCUUUUCGUCUAGACAUUUUUAUCGUAUUUUUAUCUGUAAUGACUGGGGGAGGAUGGACAGUUUUUCGGAGCACCAUUUCCCUCAAGGCUGCACGGUCGUCACGUCUGCUGUCCAAAAUGUCCUCCAAGAGAGCAAAGUUGACUGAAGAGGAGAGGAAGACAAAGCUGGCUCCUCUGCUGAGUGCAGGAUGGACAACUGUCAAGGAUCGGGAUGCCAUUUACAAGGAGUUUCUGUUCAAGAAUUUUAACCAGUCAUUUGGGUUCAUGACUCGCAUUGCGAUGCAAGCUGAGAAGAUGGACCACCACCCUGAAUGGUUCAAUGUGUACAACAAAGUCCAAGUUACCUUGAGCACCCACGAUGUGGGAGGUCUCUCUGAAAAUGAUGUAAAGCUGGCCAACUUCAUUGAAACUGCAGCCAAGAGUAUGUCUGCAUGAGAUAUUCAAUGCUAACUCCUUCCAUGCUGCCCACAGUUGGCAAAGAAAUCUUGGCCUUGCUAUAUUUUCCGCCGCAAGAUUGCUUGGACCAAGAAAGUUGACUGCUUAUGUUCAGUGGCUAUUAUUGUGUACUGCCACUGAAUAUGCUGUGCCAUAUUUCUUAAAAUAAAAAUGUGCUAAAUGA